AUGGUGACGACUCGCAGCGGAGGGAGAGGUGGAGGGAAGCGCGGCGGCGGCGCGAAGCGCCCGGCGGCAUCGUCCUCCCUGCUGCUCUCGCCGACCAAGCGCGGCAAGGCGGAGAAGGCGUCGGAGGCCUCCGCGCCCGAAGCUGGGGCGGCGCCGGCGGCGGGGACGCGCUCGGGCCCCAAACCGUGGGCGAAGCUGCUUUCGCAGUGCUCGCAGACCCCCCAUGUUCCUAUCUUUGGCAACCAAAUUUCUGUUGGUAACGAUAAAAACAGUGACAUAUGGUUGGAUGACCAAACUGUUAGUCAAGAACUAUGCAUAUUGCGGCGUCUUGAGCAAGGAGGUUCAUGUGAGUUACAGGUCACGGGAAAAAAUGGUGAGGUUGCAGUAAAUAAAAGAAAAACUGGAAGAGACUCCAAAGUUCCCCUCAUAGGAGGGGAUGAAGUUGUUUUCGGUCAAUGUGGCAAGCAUGCCUAUAUUUUUCAGCAUCCUCUAAGGGGUAAUGAAGUUACUGCUGGAUCGGCUGGAGAGAAUAACCAGAGGGUAGUCGGAUCUGCUCUUGAAAAUCAGAGCGAUUGCAUCAGCGGAUGGCAAGCUUUUAAGGAUGGACUGAAACAAGAGAUUCUGAGCCCAAAGGAUAUUGAAGUAACCUUUGAUAAUUUCCCAUAUUAUCUCAGUGAGAGCACAAAGGAGAUACUCUUAUCAUCUGCAUUCAUACACAUGAAAAAGAAGUCUAGGAAAUUCUUACCAAAACUUUCACCUUUAGACCAGCGAAUUCUGUUAUCUGGCCCACCAGGAUCUGAAAUUUACCAGGAAAGAUUGAUAAAGGCACUUUCAAAGCGUUUUGAUGCUAGACUUCUGAUACUUGAUUCUCUUAUGCUGUGUGGUACGUCUUCUAAGUUUGGAGAGUCCAUAAAGGAUGUCCGGAGGGAUGUUGCACCUUCUAGUUCAGGAGAUGAUAUUGUGGGGACAUCCAACAGACACACUUUCGAAGAAGGUGAUUGGGUAGAGUAUACUGGUACUAGUUCAUUAAAUCUGGCACCAAGGGGCCCUUCUUGUGGUUCUCGAGGCAAAGUGGUGCUUGCUUUUGGAAAAAACCGGUCCUCCAAAGUUGGAGUUAGAUUUAGCAAUCCUGUAACUGAUGGUAAUGAUCUUGGAGGUUUAUGCGAGGAAAAUCAUGGCUUCUUUUGUCAUGCUUUGGAACUUCGGCCAGACUCUUCUGGUGGAGUUGAUAGCAUUGCUUUAGGAAAGUUAAUUGAGGUCAUUUCAGAAGAAAGCAAAAGCAGUAGUUUGAUUGUGUUACUCAAGGAUGUAGAGAAAUCAUUCACCGAAUGUAGAGAAUUGCAUACAUCACUAAGUGAACUUCCUGCUGGUGUUCUGAUAAUUGGGUCUCAGAUUCAUGCAGAGAACCGCAAGGAUCAGUCUCAUCCUGGAGUUCCGGGGCUUCCUAGAGACAUCCAGGCACUGCUUGAUAUUAUUAUGGAAACCUUCCCAAGCAAAUUUCCUACCAAGCCAAUGGAUUCCUUGAAAGACAGAAGCAAAUGUCCUACCAAGUCAAUGGAGCAUCUAAAUAAUCUUUUCCCUAAUAAAAUUUGCAUUAAACUUCCCCAGAAUGAAGCACAGCUAUCUGAUUUCAAGAAACAACUAGAUUGUGAUACUGAAACCCUUAGAGCUAAAGCCAAUAUUCUUAAUAUUCGUAAGUUUCUGAUCAGCAGAGGAAUUGAAUGCAAUGAAAUUGAAUGCAAUGAUCUUCAAGAAUUACCUAUCAAAGAUCAAUUACUAACUAAUGAAGAUUUGGAAAAGAUUGUUGGAUAUGCUAUUAGUUAUCACCUUCAUGACAGUGAACCCCCAAAUGAUGGCAAAUGGGUACUUCCAAUCGAAAGGCUCAAGCAUGGAUUCAGUAUGUUACAGAUUGCACAGAGUGGAGCUAAGAGAUCAAAGAAUGCACUAAUGGAUGUGGUCACAGAGAAUGAAUUUGAGAAAAAUCUUCUAUCAAAUAUUAUCUCACCUAAUGACACUGGAGUUACCUUUGCGAACAUUGGAGCCCUGGACAAUUUGAAAGAUACACUGAGGGAAUUGAUAAUGCUCCCUCUGCAAAGAUCUGAAUUGUACAGCAAAGGGCAGCUAACAAAGCCUGUGAAGGGAAUACUGCUCUUUGGACCUCCUGGAACAGGUAAAACAUUGCUUGCAAAAGCAGUAGCAACUGAGGCAGGUGCAAACUUUAUCAAUGUAUCAAUGUCAAGCAUUACCUCAAAGUGGGUUGGAGAUCAAGAGAAAUACGUCAAGGCCAUUUUUUCUCUAGCUAGUAAACUAUCUCCUGCAGUAAUAUUUGUUGAUGAGGUUGACAAGCAAGAACGCGUAAUCGUUCUUGGAGCCACAAAUAGGCCAUUUGACCUUGAUGAUGCUGUUAUUCGAAGGUUUCCUCGCAGAUUAAUGGUGAGCCUUCCUGACAAGUCAAAUAGAGAAAAUAUUUUGAAAGUAAUACUAUCCAAAGAAACAUUAGAACCAGAUGUGGAUCUUGAAUCAAUUGCCAAAAUGGCUGAUGGAUAUUCAGGAAGUGACUUGAAGAAUCUCUGUGUAACUGCGGCACAUCGUCCCAUUCGUGAAAUUAUUGAGAAGGAAAAGAAGGAGAAGAGUCUGGCAAUAGCUGAAGGUAGACCUGAGCCUCCGUUGUAUGGAAAGAAGGACAUUCGCCCACUUGGAAUGGAUGACUUGAAAUUUGCGCUUGGACAGGUGUGUGCUAGCGUUCCAUCUGAUUCAGAAACCAUGGCCCAAAUUUCUGAGUGGAAUGAUGAGUUUGGAAGCGGCAGCGGGUCGAGAAAGAAGAAGACUCUACCGACACAACAGUCCACAUACUUCAUGUAG
Molecule: messenger RNA, 2862 nt
Organism: Miscanthus lutarioriparius
Lineage: Eukaryota; Viridiplantae; Streptophyta; Magnoliopsida; Poales; Poaceae
Source: the annotation of a GenBank genome assembly